Molecule: messenger RNA, 4880 nt
Organism: Cynoglossus semilaevis (tongue sole)
Lineage: Eukaryota; Metazoa; Chordata; Actinopteri; Pleuronectiformes; Cynoglossidae
Gene: xylt2
Product: xylosyltransferase II
Exons: 11
Coding region: 632-3280 (882 amino acids)
Biological process (GO): chondroitin sulfate proteoglycan biosynthetic process; heparan sulfate proteoglycan biosynthetic process
Cellular component (GO): membrane
Molecular function (GO): protein xylosyltransferase activity
Source: RefSeq, a predicted model, not a curated record
GAGAUCAUUUCUAUACAAACAAUGAAGGAAAAUGAGACAUUAGUAUUCAUGGUUGAGGACAAUAUUCAAAACAUGUCUUCCUUUAUAACAUACAGCCCACAGGAAUGUUAGAAUGCAGCUAUUUGGGGUUCAUUAUAAAAAUGAUUUUGUUAAAAUGUGUGUUUUUUUAAAGUUGUUUCUCAGUACUUUGCUGCCAUGCUCUUUAAUGUUAUGACACUAAUGUACUGUAUCUUCACAUCUUAAUUUUGCCGAUUAAACAAUCUGUGAGCCAAAUAUAGAAAAAGCGAAAUAAAUUAGCUAUAACUGAAAUUUGCAAGGGUCAUGUAUGUUUUAAAAAGAACACGUUUUAGAAGCAACAAUAUCAAAAAUUAGAAAUUAUCAUUAGUUGUUUUUGUACAUUCACUCAUCGUAUACUUUAAAAGACCUGUUACCAGGCGGUGUUUCAAAGGAGGACACGAUAAUGUAAUCACAAGUAAAUCAAAAUGGUUGGAAAACUACAACAUCAGUUUUUAACAAAUGUCAAAUCCUUCCCUUGAAGCAAUGUUUCCGUGACAACCCUGAAGCGACUCCACGUGUGCGCGCACCUCAGAAUGUCUCGCGUACGCGCUCGAAGUCGACACGGAGUGUAAAGAUGGUGGCCAGCGUCAGAGUACAGAAGCUGCUCCGACGCUACAAGCUGGCCAUAGCCGCCGCGCUGACCAUUCUUCUGAUCCAAGGGCUGGUUGUAUGGAGUCUGAGAAGUCUCGAGGAAGGCGAGACUGAGAAGAAAACACGGCGGUCUAAACUGCCAGACCACAACAACCAAGACCCCAAAAGAGACAAUGCACAAUGGGAGAAACAGAACUCCUUGUCAGGAAAGAACAGAGGAAGAUGGAGCGCAAGGUUGGAGAGAGCCGGAGGAACAGCGCCCAGUUCACCCAGGAGAGGCACCAGUCGAAGAGGAGGAAAACCCAAUAUCAGGAUCAAAUCUGCACAGGAGCGGGGGAUGACGGGGGCUGGAAUGGACGGGGUCCUCUCCCAUGACUUAUCCAGCAGCCGCAACUUCAGCGAGACCCGAGGAGGCGCAGAGGGUGGGGCUAGGCUUCCUGCUGCUGCUGCUGCUCCUCCACCAGGGGAAACGGGCAGUGUGGACGGUGCACAUCAAUCAUCCAGCAGUGACUUUGUGCCUAAAUGUGAUAUCACUGGCAAGGACGCUCUGUCCGCCCUCCAUCGAGCUGGGUCGCAGCAGUGUCGUCAGGAGAUCGCCAACAUAGUGUGUCGGCAUCAGGCUGGUCAGCUCAUGCCUCAAGUCCUUCCUCAGUUCUGCCCUCAAACUGAUCUGUCAAACCCUGUUCUGGCUGUUGAUGAUGUGGACAUGGGUCUGUCCAAAGUGGACAACCCCGUCAGGGUGGCCUUUGUCCUGAUGGUCCAUGGCCGAGCCAUGCGGCAGCUGAAGCGUCUCAUCAAAGCCAUUUACCACCGUGACCACUACUACUACAUCCACGUAGACAAGAGGUCGGGCUACAUGUAUCGAGAGGUCCUGCAGAUUGCCCAACAGUUCCCAAAUGUGAGAGCUACACCCUGGAGGAUGGUGACCAUCUGGGGCGGUGCCAGCCUGCUGAAGGCCUACCUGCGCAGCAUGCAGGACCUGCUCUCCAUGCUGGACUGGAAAUGGGAUUUUUUCAUCAAUCUCAGCGCCACAGACUUUCCCACCAGAACCAACGAUGAACUGGUGGCGUUCCUGUCAAAGCACAGAGAUAAGAACUUCCUCAAGUCACAUGGAAGAGAGAAUGCCAGGUUCAUUAAGAAACAGGGCCUUGACCGUCUCUUCCACGAAUGUGACAACCACAUGUGGCGUCUCGGAGAGCGCAGUAUCCCCGAGGGCCUAGAAGUCUCCGGCGGCUCCGAUUGGUUUGCGCUCACCCACCGUUUUGUGGAAUAUGUCAUCAACUCCCAGGAUGAUCUGGUGUCGGGGCUGAAGCAGUUCUAUUCUUACGCUCUGCUCCCCGCUGAGUCUUUUUUCCACACGGUGCUGGGGAACAGUCACAUGUGUGACUCCCUGGUGGACAACAACCUGCGUGUCACUAACUGGAACCGUAAGCUGGGCUGUAAGUGUCAGUACAAGCACAUCGUUGACUGGUGCGGUUGUUCUCCUAAUGACUUCAAACCACAAGACCUCAUCAGGAUUCAGCAACUGUCCCGUCCAACGUUCUUUGCCCGUAAAUUUGAGUCAUCAGUGAACCAGGAGGCCAUAGAUAUUCUGGACACUCACCUGUACGGUCAGUAUGCUCCAGGCACCGUGGCCAUCAAAGCCUACUGGGAAAGUCUCUUUGAGCAGCUGGACGGCGUGGGGUCACUCAGUGACGUCGCUCUCACUGCCUACUCUUCCUUCUCCCGCCUUGGUCUGAAGAGCCUGGUCACUGCACAGAACAACCUAGAGGCCUGCAGGUUUGAACCAGUCGGACACCCUGUGUCCGUACACGUGUAUUUCUAUGAUGACCACUUCCAAGGCUACCUGGUGCGUCAGGAAGUGCAGGCUGUGGGGUCAAAAGUCAGAGAGACCCUGGAGAUGUGGGCGGUGCCUCAGACCUCUUUUGUGCUCGGGAAGAACCUGAAAGAGUUUGAAAGACUGAAGAAUCUAGAAAUCGGCACAGAGUGGGAUCCUAAGGAAAGAAUUUUCCGUAACUUUGGUGGAGUGAUCGGUCCCCUGGAUGAACCACUGGCCGUGCAGAAGUGGGCUCGUGGUCCCAACCUCACGGCCACCAUCGUGUGGAUCGAUCCUGGUCUGGUGGUGGCGGCGUCGUACGACAUCACCGUGGAUGUUGACGCAGAGUACACCCAGUACAAACCACCUCUACAGCACCCACUGCGGCCCGGAACCUGGACCAUAAGGGUGUUGAAGCAAUGGGAGCGUGUGGCGGAGGUUCGAUUUCUGGUCAUGCCACUGACAUUCAGAGAUAAGGAGCCGUUACGCAAAGGUGAGGACAGCUGGCUGCACGCUGGUCCUCCAGGAAACAUGUACCUGGAGCAGAAUCUCCAGCAGCUGAGCUCCAUGCUGAAGCUUCCUCCGCAGGACUCGGCCAUGCAGGAGGCCCACCACAAUUCCCAGCUUGUGGGUCAGUCCCUUGAGAAGUGGGUGGACAGCAGUGUGAGGACUUUUUGGGCAAUGGGUAAAAUGUGUGGGACACAGACUUCCUCCUGCCCAUCUCUGGAGCUUUGCUCUAAAACCUCCUGGAGCUCUCUGUCCCCAGACCCCAAAUCUGAACUGGGUCCAGUCAAAAGUGACGGGCGGAUCAGGUAGCCUUUAGAGAGGGAAGGAGUGUAGACUCUGACUCAAACAGAGGAGAACUAGCUGCACUCUGUGAGAACCUGUGUGAGCUGGAUGUUGGCCUUUGGGUUGGCAGGGAGCUCUGGGGCACAUGAACAUCCAUGAGGGGUCUUCCUGUCCCCAGGAGUCAGGAUAUUCUCAGUAAGGUGGUCCUACAGACUGAAACAAAGAUGAUAUGAUUGCUAAAUAUUUGCACACAGUAGCCCGCGAGCGCAAAAGACGGAGAAAAGUUUAAUUUGCCUGAAUGAUCACAUGAAUGCCAUUUGUUUUUGUUAUAAUUUUAGCACAUGGUUUACAGUCAGGUGGAAACUAAAAUAAGAUUUUUUUUUUUAAGGAAUUCUUUUUAAACUCGUUCGACGACAUGCUCCUCACAUCGCCGUGCUUCUAUCUUCAUUUCAAAGGGAGAGUGGAACCUCUGCAUCACGUUAUUGUGCUUAUUUUGAAGCAUUACUGUGGACGCUGCAGGAUGAAGUGCACUUUACUGUAGGACCGUGAGGUUACAGAGCUGUUACAGUGUGAGGAGCAGGAGUUCAAAGUUCAAAGGUUAGGAUUAAGCCCUCAUCCUGUCACGAUAUACUUGCAUCUUUGUCACAGACUCAUCAGUACUUGUUUAGACUGUAACAAACUUAGUUGAAAAUAGGAAAAGAAACAGAGUAGAAUUAGGUUUUACAUCUUAAUGUUCUGUUAACGAUGAUUUUUUUUUUAUGUUGAAAUUUGUUUACCGGCUUAGUCAGCAAUCAAAGUGCUAUACUUCUUCAGUGUCUGCUUUUGCUAAAGAUGCCACUCUGUUUUUAUAGAAGUGCCUCGUCAUCUAAAUCCUUCAAUUUACUUUAAUAUGAAUUUUCCAUGGAAUAUUUUUUAAACAUUUAAGGAUGUCAUCCUAAAUCUGUCAUAAUACAGAUGCCCAUGUUCCCCUGGGCUGUUGACAAUAUUGUUGAACCAAAACCGUUUUUUUAACAUGUGAUGAAUUGUCUUUGGAGACCAGUGAUUAUCCACUGGAUUAAAAAAAAAUGAACUGCCCUGAAGAAACAGCUGGGGUAAUGGUGCAGUAAAACUUUAAUGAGGCUCCAUGUUGGUACAUUAACUGCUUUACAGCCACAUUUUUACCUCAGUUAUUAUAACUACGGUCCGUGACACAAUAAUAUUUUUUUAUAGACUAUUGAUAAUGAACAAGUUAAGAUGAUCCUGACCCUUGCCCCAGCACUCUAUUUUCUCCAUGUUUACAAGCAGUUCAAUGCACUCAAAAGGUCAUUACUGCCACCUUCUGACUUUUGUUUGCCACUGUAAAAAAAAGCCAGACAUGUUCCAACUAACUGUAAAGGAGAAAAGAGAAACAGAGGGCAGUGUCGCUGCACACCUUUAGCAGCCGAUUAGAAAUGACCAGUAGUCCUGAAAGAAUUCAAGUGACAAGAAUUUGGUUGUUAAAUGUUUUAACAGAACAUUUGAAAAUACCAUGACAAAUGUGUCAAUAGUUUACAGUGACAGUGCUGCUAAUUUAGUGUAUUUUAAUUUUUUUUUUUUAUCUGACCUUUUCUAGUUCGACCUGGUUGUAUGUCUGGUUUGUCAGUUGUCA